AUGAAAGAAGGAAAACAGAAAGUUGUAGGCAUCCAUGGUGAUCCCCAAAAUAACAAACGACCUCGGGAUAAAAAAAGAAAUUCAUCGGACAACAAAGACGAGUAUAAUGAGUUACUAAAAUAUAAACAGAGCUUUUACAUAAUCAGGAAAACUGUCAACCUUAUAAAAAAUCACUACAGCAACAAAAUCAACAAGGCGGACACCCUGCGCGAGAGGGAGCGGAAGCAUCUGUCCCACCUGAAGAGAGAAAACGUUAUUCUAGAAGAUAAGUGCACCUUUUACGCUGAACAUGUAGAGGAGCUAAAGAAGAUAUACACAGAGCAAAUAAAACUUAAGAAUAACAAAAUAGAAAGUUUGCAGGAUGAGUUAGAUAAAAUGAGGAAAGUCACGGAGGUUGGAGACGAGUCCAACAACACGAGAAUACUUAAAUUGCGAGAGGACCAAAUAGAGAGACUGUCACAGCAACUGGACUCCAUCAAUGGCUUGUACUACAAGCAAGUGGACAGUAACAAAAAACUAAUGAAGGAGAUAGAAGAACUGAACAAAAGCAUUCUGUACCUUAAUAAUAAAAUACAAGAAGAAAAAAACAAUCGUGACAAUGUGAGGAGGAGACUCAAAUAUUACAAACGAUACACGAAAAAUAAGAAGCGAUUCAAACUGAACUUCGACAUGAUGGUUGAUGAAGAAGAUAGUGGAAGAACAAAUGAAGAGGAAGACAUUUGCGUGUCUGUCUUAUGUCACUUAAAAACCGAAUUGGACAUGAUAGAUGAAGAGAAUAAAAAGAAAGAAGAGAAGAGAGGAGUUAACCAUGGGGACAACAAUUGGAAUAGAAAUAGCAACAAGUAUAUGGAUAAAGACAGAAUAAAAAUUCAGAGCAAUAAUUUCUUUCAAAAAAUUUUCCAAUCCAAUUAUACAAAAAAAAAAAAAAAAAAAAAAAAAAAAUACACUUUGUUUGAUACAAUUUACAAAAAACAAUUUUUCUCCUUUUACGAAAAAGCCUUUACGGAAAAUAGCGAUGUCAAAUUUGAAAAUAAAAAAGUGCUUUCCUCCCCGGUGAAGAAUUUAAAAAAAAAAAACGACGGGAAUAUUGUUUUCCACAAGGACAUGAAGGAGAACAUUCAAAACAGAGAAGCAAAAAGAGACAUGAGCAGGAAGGAUAACAACGGCAGUAGCAACGGUCACGGUGGCUUCAUUAAGCAUAAUGGGAUGGACCCGAAAAAGGGAAAUAAUUGGAACCCCCUAACAUUAAACGACAUUUAUUUUUACAGCAACUUCGAUGAUAACUUUGAUAAUAAGUGUGAUUACUUCGAUCAGGACACCCCCAGUUCGGGACGACCCUCGGUGGGCGAGGCGAAAGAAAGUGCGCACUGCCUUGAUGGAGAAGUGAAGGAAAGCAAACGCAUUGAUGAGGGCACUGAACGAACUUCCCUAAAGACAGCUGAUGGUACCCCCCAUGGGUGUACCCCCCAAAAGACAAACUCUACCGUGGAACAUUUCCCCGCGGGCGUGUAA
Molecule: messenger RNA, 1512 nt
Organism: Plasmodium knowlesi strain H
Lineage: Eukaryota; Apicomplexa; Aconoidasida; Haemosporida; Plasmodiidae
Product: conserved Plasmodium protein, unknown function
Exons: 11
Coding region: 1-1512 (503 amino acids)
Source: RefSeq, a predicted model, not a curated record